Messenger RNA from Cyprinus carpio (common carp), 1304 nucleotides. Its product is annotated as olfactory receptor 7C1-like. Gene Ontology annotation, cellular component: membrane. Gene Ontology annotation, molecular function: olfactory receptor activity; G protein-coupled receptor activity. NCBI's taxonomy places the organism in Eukaryota, Metazoa, Chordata, Actinopteri, Cypriniformes, Cyprinidae. The record is from RefSeq and is a predicted model, not a curated record. Gene Ontology annotation, biological process: G protein-coupled receptor signaling pathway.
CCUCAUGAUAGCUAAAAAGCACUGAGUAAAAGAGGUUGCAACAGCUGGUGCAUCUAUAAAUAACGUUUGCAUCUUCUAGUCAUCUACUUUGGUAAGCCAAGAAUAUUUCUAAACUAAAUACAUUUUGUAUUAUCAAACAUGUAUAUUACAAUUUCACAGUGAUCACCAAUAUUUAUUGGGUUCUGUAAGCUAGUAUGGAUGAGAAAAGUAUUAGCAUUUCCAAAGAACUGACAAAUAGUUGAAGACAGCAUUCUUUUUUUUUCUUUCUUUUCUUUUCUUUUCUUUUCUUUUUUUUUUUAAAAUAAAUAUUUCUGUAGUAAACUUUGAGGCAAUAAUCCUGUUGUCACUCUAUGUUUCUCUGCCUUUUGUUUUGGUCACAGAUGGACAACCAGACAUUCAGAUACAGUGUACUCUUAGUGGAAGGACUGAAUAUUACAACUCAGUCCAGCUAUCUUGCAUUUGUCAUCCUUUUGAUGGCUUACAUAUUUAUAAUGGUAUCUAACCUUUGGAUUUUGAUUCAGAUCUCAGCAGAAAAAGGCUUACACCAGCCCAUGUACAUUAUUUACUGCAACUUGCCACUCAAAGAUGUUAUGGGAACAACUGUUAUUGUCCCACGUUUGUUGAGGGAUCUUGUAACAAACCCCUCUGAACGCUACAUCACUUAUGUGGAGUGUGUUUUUCAAGCUUUUUUUAAUCAUAUGAAUGGAACAACAAGCCACACUAUUCUAAUGGUUAUGGCCUUUGACAGAUAUGUGGCCAUAUGCAAUCCACUGCGUUACACUGCUAUAAUGAGCAAUAAUUUGGUGGUUAAAUUGUCAGCAGGAGCUUGGGGUACUGCAUUAGUGCUGGUGGGAAUUUUGAUCAGCCUCAGUGUGCGUCUGUCUCACUGCAGAUCUGUGAUUCAAAACCACAUUUGCGAUAACGCUUCACUAUUUAAACUCUCUUGUGAAAAUACAGUGAUUAAUAAUGUAUAUGGAUUAACUUUUACUGUAGUUUUACUAGUCUCUUCAAUGGGAAGUGUUUUAUUAACUUAUCUCAAAAUUGCAAUUGUAUGCUUAACCAGCAAGAACAAAGCAACAAACAAAAAAGCCAUAAAAACAUGCUGCACUCACUUGACUCUUUACUCAGUUAUGUUAGUCUCUGGAUUUGUUGCAAUUUUUCUCCAUCGUGUUUCUGAAUACUCUGACAAUAGAAGAAUAGCAAGUAUAGUUUUCAAUGUUGUGCCACCAGGAUUGAAUCCCAUAAUAUAUGGUUUACAAGUCAAGGAAAUAAGACAGAAUUUGUUCAAGUUUUUAAAAAAAUAA